Molecule: messenger RNA, 1075 nt
Organism: Pan troglodytes (chimpanzee)
Lineage: Eukaryota; Metazoa; Chordata; Mammalia; Primates; Hominidae
Gene: NPY6R
Product: putative neuropeptide Y receptor type 6
Biological process (GO): G protein-coupled receptor signaling pathway
Cellular component (GO): neuron projection; plasma membrane
Molecular function (GO): neuropeptide Y receptor activity; neuropeptide binding
Source: RefSeq, a predicted model, not a curated record
GUCAGAUGCCUCAGAACAAGGUGCCUUCCAAGAACUAAUGGCCAAAAUAUCCACCCACAACACAAAUAAGCUUAGAAAAUCUCUUCUUACAAUCCUGACACAAUGGAAGUUUCCCUAAACCACCCAGCAUCUAAUACAACCAGCACAAAGAACAACAACUCGGCAUUUUUUUACUUUGAGUCCUGUCAACCCCCUUCUCCAGCUUUACUCCUAUUAUUCAUAGCCUAUACUGUGGUCUUAAUUGUGGGCCUUUUUGGAAACCUCUCUCUCAUCAACCAUAAGAAGCAGAGAAAAGCUCAGAAUUUCACCAGCAUACUGAUUGCCAAUCUCUCCCUCUCUGAUACCUUGGUGUGUGUCAUGUGCAUCCAUUUUACUAUCAUCUACACUCUGAUGGACCACUGGAUAUUUGGGGAUACCAUGUGCAGACUCACAUCCUAUGUGCAGAGUGUCUCAAUCUCUGUGUCCAUAUUCUCACUUGUAUUCACUGCUGUCGAAAGAUAUCAGCUAAUUGUGAACCCCCGUGGCUGGAAGCCCAGUGUGACUCAUGCCUACUGGAGCAUCACACUGAUUUGGCUGUUUUCCCUUCUGCUGUCUAUUCCCUUCUUCCUGUCCUACCACCUCACUGAUGAGCCCUUCCGCAACCUCUCUCUCCCCACUGUCUACACCCACCAGGUGGCCUGUGUGGAGAACUGGCCCUCCAAAAAGGACCAGCUGCUCUUCACCACCUCCCCUUUUCUGCUGCAGUAUUUUGUUCCUCUAGGCUUCAUCCUCAUCUGCUACUUGAAGAUUGUUAUCUGCCUCCGCAGGAGAAAUGCAAAGGUAGAUAAGAAGAAGGAAAAUGAGGGCCGGCUCAAUGAGAACAAGAGGAUCAACACAAUGUUGAUUUCCAUCGUGGUGACCUUUGGAGCCUGCUGGCUGCCUCGAAUAUCUUCAAUGUCAUCUUUGACUGGUAUCAUGAGGUGCUGAUGAGCUGCCACCACGACCUGGUAUUUGUAGUUUGCCACUUGGUUGCUAUGGUUUCCACAUGUAUAAACCCUCUCUUUUAUGGCUUUCUCAACAAAAAUUUCCAAAAGGA